Cottoperca gobio is the source of this 1337-nucleotide messenger RNA. It is a transcript of the gene rdh12l, whose product is annotated as retinol dehydrogenase 12, like. Bases 139 to 1035 code for a protein of 298 amino acids. Lineage: Eukaryota; Metazoa; Chordata; Actinopteri; Perciformes; Bovichtidae. The record is from RefSeq and is a predicted model, not a curated record. The transcript has 7 exons.
UUUCCGCAUUACCAAUUUUCAACGUACUGACAUUUUUCGUGAAGUUUGUGGGAUUCCGGUCCGUUGAAUCUGAACAUUUUAAAGUGUUUUAGUGACUUGUUACACCAGCCAACCACCUGACUGCUGUAGUAAAGUGAGAUGCAGGCUAUAAGAAACUUCUUCCGGGCUGCCUGGUCCUCUGUUGAAAGACUGAAUGACAAAACUGUGGUCAUCACUGGUGCCAACGCUGGUAUUGGCAAAGAGACAGCCAUCGACCUUGCAAAGAGAGGGGCAAAGGUCAUCAUAGCGUGCAGGGACAUGGAGCGAGGACAGGCCGCUGUGACGCAAGUCAUUGAAAGCUCAGGCAGCGAAAAUGUCAUUUGCAUGAAACUUGACUUGGCGGACAGCAAGUCGAUAAGAGAGUUCGCUGAAGCCAUCAACAAAGGAGAGCCGAAGCUCAACAUCCUCAUCAACAAUGCCGGUGUGAUGGUUUGUCCUUAUGGGAAAACGGAAGAUGGCUUUGAGAUGCAGAUCGGUGUCAAUCACUUCGGUCACUUCCUGUUGACCCAUUUGUUGAUCGACCUGAUUAAAAGAUCGGCACCAGCCAGGAUUGUCACGGUGUCCUCCAUGGCGCACACCUGGGGCUCCAUCAAUCUGGAAGACAUCAACAGUGUGAAGAGUUACGACAAGAAGGCAGCCUACUCUCAGAGCAAGCUAGCCAAUGUCCUCUUCACCCGCUCACUGGCUAAGAAACUAGAAGGCACAGGUGUGACGACAUAUUCUCUCCACCCUGGAGUCGUCCAGACAGAUUUAUGGCGUCAUCUGAGCGGCCCUCAACAGGUCGUCAUGAAGAUGGUCAGUCCUUUCACCAAAAACUCUUCCCAGGGAGCUCAGACGAGCAUUUACUGCGCGGUGGAGCCAUCACUGGAGAAGGAGAGCGGUGGAUACUACAGCGACUGUGCUCCUGCCAACUGCUCAGCUGCCGGUCGAGACGACGAGCUGGCGCAGAAGUUAUGGGAGUUGAGCUGUAAGGAGCUGUCGGUAACAUGGGAAUAAAGCAACCACGAUUUCAGUCCUUCAGUUUCACCAGCCUGCCAAGAAAUUAUGUUGCAAAACAUUUCCAGCACUCCUUGUAUGCGUUUGUUUUACAUACUAACACACACAACAUGGCACUCUAUUUAAUUACUAAAAUUCUAAUGUAUAAUAUAAAGAAGUCUAAAAUACUUUUCCACUUUUAUAAUGGCUGUGUAGUGGAUAUUUUUGAAUAAAUUGUUGAGUAAUCCAGAAUACAGGUGUCUCCGUGUCACAAAUGUUUCUCUGUACCUGUAUCUUCUGGCAUUAAACUCUGUUGCACUCCA